Amphibalanus amphitrite is the source of this 1407-nucleotide messenger RNA. RefSeq lists its product as uncharacterized. The record is from RefSeq and is a predicted model, not a curated record. Lineage: Eukaryota; Metazoa; Arthropoda; Thecostraca; Balanomorpha; Balanidae. Gene Ontology annotation, molecular function: calmodulin binding. The transcript is spliced from 5 exons. Bases 325 to 813 code for a protein of 162 amino acids.
AGGACGCCGCCGGCAGCGUGCAGUGAGACACAGUGUGCGGCCGUGCCGGGACGGGACAGCAGCGACGGCCGCCCGGGGGACCGCGGAACGAGACGCUCAGGGGAGCCGGGGAGGCUCAGUGGGGAAGGAGAGCGGCUCAGUGGGGACGGAGAGCGGCUCAGGGAGUACAGAGCGGCUCAGCAGUGUUCAGAGAGGCUCAGCUGUGACCAUCUAAGUGGUGACCAAUCAUAAUAUUUGUGCAUUGUGAGGAAACCAUCUCAUUUCAUCUGGAGGAGGAAGCUAUAUCCGAUACCUGCCCACCUGGCUGGAUGGCCGGCCGCCAGCAUGGGCUGUAACGCCAGCAAAGACGGCGUGAUCGCCGCUCCUGGCAGCGCCGGACCUGGAGGAAAGCCCAACGGCAGGGCGGUGGAGCCGGGAGUCGAGCAGGAGCGCGCACCGGGGGCAGGGCCUGCUGAGGACGCUGAGCUGACUGCAGCGGCCACCAAGAUCCAGGCCUCGUUUCGUGGUCACCAGGUGCGCAAACGACAGAAGGCUGAGCGGACCAUGGCGUCUGCCACGGACGAUAUCGACCUCACCGACCCAGAGCUGAGCGCAGCCGCCACCAAGAUCCAGGCCACGUUCCGGGGACACAGGGUGCGGAAAGACGAGGUCAUCCAGAAACGCGAGCAGGAGCUCAACGACCAGAUGGAGAAGCUGCACACAGACGCGCCUAAGGACGAAGAAAUUGAUAUCGAUCUGAACGAUCCUGAGGUGAUGAAAGCUGCCAGCAAGAUCCAAGCGUCUUUCCGAGCACAGUUUGGAAAGAAGAAAUAGCUGAACUCGUUUAUUUGAACCGUAGACCCUUAUUGCUGGUAUUCGCCUUUCAAUAACAUUCCAAAAAUUCAACCUUGAUAAUUCAUGUUCCCUGUAGGAUCUCAAUUUAACUCUUCCAACAACUCGAAUGUAAAUGAAGUACGUAGGUAUAUUUCCUAUCAGCAAGUCCUCAGCAUUCCAACGUAUGGAGUGUCAGCCUUGUGCGCUGCGUGGCCUUUUUAUAAAAAACAAAUUGGUAGUACGAGUCCUUAGGCAUGAGACAGUUUGUCACUUAUUCAGACGAGUACAUCUCUGAGAUAUUACAUCGUUAUGAAAUUGUUGCAUAAGAAGUUUGUUACAACAACUGUGGUGCCCGAAACAAUAACGAUCUGUCUACAUAUUGUUCCAUGUCCUUGAUAUACCCCUUCUAGGUACUAUAUUUUCUCCAUAGAAAUAUCUCUCGUUACGGCCCCCUGACCAUAGCGGCAAUUAAAUGACGUGAAACUGAGUAUCGUCAUCCACCAUUUUCAAUCCAUUUCCAAUCCCAAUCAGCAUAAUAAGAGCACUUUUUUUGUAAAGUGCGUCCGUUACAGCUCGAGGAAACGGCUCCUUCAC